AUGCAAGCGGAUAGAAGGCAGCCAACGAUAGAACCGGAAUGUGUUGCGCCGGAACUGAUGUUCAGACCUGAGGCUAUUCCGACAUCGUUAACUGUCGAGGAGCCAGUGCAAGUGCCGCAGAGACGGCAGCUGUUGCCCCCACAAUCAACGAGGCAAAUUGAUAGCGGAGUUCCAGUCAAUCCGAGGCCACUUGGGCCAACUCAAGAGCAGCGUACAGCGCGCCAAGUCUUCUCGGGGGAUUUGCCAACGUUUUCCGGAAAUCCCGCCGACUGGCCUGUUUUUAUUAGCCACUACCAGUACACCACAGAAGCCUGUGGUUUCAACAACGGCGAGAACAUGAUUCGCCUUCAACGAUGCCUGAAGGGUUCGGCAUGGGAGUCGGUUCGUAACAGGCUUAUACAUCCGGGAUCCGUGCCAGCAGCCAUCAAAAUGCUGGAGAAGCGUUACGGUCGACCGGAUUUGAUCAUCGAGACCUUAAUUGAGAAAGUUAGAUCCACACCCCCGCCGAAGGCUGAUAGACUCAACACUAUCAUCGACUUCGGGACACAAGUGCAGGGUCUCUGCGAACACUUGGAGGCCGCGGAUUUGAACGAUCAUCUGAACAAUCCCUCGCUGCUAAAGGAGUUGGUGAGAAAGCUCCCGACCGAAUAUCAAAUGCUUUGGGGAAGAUACAUCAGAACGGUCGAGGCCGUGGACUUACGAACGUUCGGGACCUUCAUGGACGAAACUGUCGACGAUGCAUACGCCGUGACGUCGUACACCGGCGAAUCGAAAGCCAGGCAGUCGAAGCCUGAAAGAUCCAAGCCGGACCGGAGUUUUGUGCACAGUGACGUCGCGGGAAAGUUCGAGAAGCCGAAGGAGCGGAGUAGCUGCCAAGGUGCAGCGGAAUUUAGGAAACGAGUUUUGACUUGUGCCGUGUGCCAGAAAGAGGGGCAUAAGUCCAGAGAAUGUCGAUCGUUCCAGAAAAUGACCGUCGAUGACAGAUGGCUCCGUAUACAAAAUUUGGGACUUUGUAAAACGUGCUUGUACAGUCAUGGGACUCGUUCGUGUAGAAACAACACUCGCUGCGGCGUGGAUGGAUGCGAUGCGCGUCAUCACGCACUUCUUCACUCGGCGGAGAAACCAAAGGCAUCCUACAGCUCUGGUCCGAAUCCGACAUCGAACUACGUUGUGCAUCACGUUCACCAGUCGUCGUUUCCAUCGUUACUGUACCGUGUUAUUCCAAUCACGCUCCACAACGGUAGUUUAUCCGUCGAUGCAUUUGCCUUCAUCGACGAAGGGUCUUCGAUAACAAUGCUGGAAAAGAGUCUGGCAGAAAAACUUCAACUAAACGGGCACUCCCACCCGUUGUGCUUGCAGUGGACAUCCAAUGUGACGCGGAUCGAGAACGAUUCGAAACGAGUGACGUUCGAGAUUUCCGGCAUCAAUAAAUCAAAGCGGUACAAGGUUUCAAACGUCGGAACAACCAAUUCCCUGAACUUACCAACACAGAGUUUGCCGUUCGAAGAACUCAAGUCACGUUUUAGUCAUCUUCGAGGAAUUCCGGUGGAUGGUUACGAGAAUGCCAGUCCGCAACUUCUCAUAGGAGUUGACAAUCUACGUUUGGUGGUUCCGCUCAAGGCGCGAGAGGGCGAAGUAGGAGAUCCAACUGCGGUACGCACCCGCCUGGGCUGGUGUGUGUACGGUGGCAAGCGCGACGAGUCAACGCCAACAUUCAGUUAUCACAUUUGUGACUGUCAACAUGAUUCAUCUUUAGACGAGGCAGUGAAGACUUAUCUGACGCUCGACGAAGUUGGAUCGAAAGUGUUUACGCCAGUGUUGAGUGACGAAGACACUCGAGCAACGAAAAUUAUGCAGGAGACUACGAAGAGAGUAGGCGAUCGUUAUGAGUCCGGCCUGCUUUGGAAGUACGACUUCGUAGAGUUUCCAGACAGCUAUCCAAUGUGUCUGAGAAGACUCCAAUGUCUCGAAAGAAGAAUGGGAAAAGAACCGGCGAUGCGGGACAACAUAGUGCGUCAGAUCGAGGAAUAUCAGCAGAAAGGCUACUGCCAUCGAGCGACUCCGGAUGAGCUGCAACAGGCUGACCCCCGACGCACAUGGUACCUCCCCCUCGGCGCGGUCACCAAUCCCAAGAAACCCGGUCAGGUGCGGCUCAUCUGGGACGCUGCAGCCAAAGUCGACGGGGUGUCCUUAAAUGCGAUGCUGUUGAAAGGGCCCGACCAGUUGACAUCUUUGCCUGCUGUAUUAUUUCGGUUCCGCCAGUAUCCGGUGGCAGUUUGUGGAGACAUCAGGGAGAUGUACCACCAGAUCCUGAUUCGUGAAGCUGACCGAAGCGCUCAAAGGUUCCUGUGGCGGUCGGAUCCGAAUCAGCAGCCAGAAGUUUUCGUCAUGGACGUGGCAACGUUUGGGUCGACCAGUUCACCAGCGACUGCCCAAUACGUUAAGAAUAUCAACGCCCGCCUGUUCGCCGAUAAGUAUCCUGCAGCCGUCGAAGAAGCAAUCAGUGGUCAUUAUGUUGAUGACUAUGUGACCAGUUUUCGGAGCGUGGCUGAGGCCAAAGAAGUUACGUCCCAGGUGAGGGCGAUAUAUCAACACGGUGGUUUCGAACUUCGUCAGUUCUGUUCGAACAGCGACGAGGUCAUGCAGUUUCUCGGAGAGGCCAAGGCACAUCCAGUGAAGAACAUGUGCCCAACUAAGGGAGAAAACUCCGAACGUGUGCUUGGUAUUUUAUGGGAUACGGAACACGAUGAGCUGCGGUUCCCAACGAAGAUGCGGGAAGACAUGGUGAAGUUAAUCACUACACAGGAGAAACCAACGAAGCGACAGAUACUCCGGUGUGUGAUGACAAUGUUCGAUCCACUGGGUCUUCUAGCACCGUAUCUGAUCUUUGGCAAGAUCAUUAUCCAGGAAGCCUGGCGCAAAGAGCUCGGCUGGGACGAACCGGUGGACGAUGAAACGCACCAACAGUGGCUGAAAUGGGUCCAAAUGCUUGAACACAUCAACGAUAUCGGUAUCCAGCGAUGCUAUUUCCGAGAGGCGAUCAACGAGGUCGAAGUUCACACAUUUGUGGACGCCAGUGAGAUUGCAUAUUCCUGUGUGACGUAUUUCCGCUCAACGAACGCUGCCGGAGAAGUAAAGGUUGCGCUGGUAGGCGCGAAGUCCAAAGUUGCACCCCUGAAGGCGUGGUCGAUACCGCGCUUAGAGCUACAAGCGUGUGUGUUGGGUGCACGUCAUAUGCGAAGUGUCAUCGAGGGACAUUCGUUGCAGAUAAAGAAGCGAGUGUUGUGGUCCGAUUCCGGAACAGCGCUGAGCUGGAUCAACGGAGAUCCCCGAAAGUUUAAUCGAUUUGUAUCGUUCCGAAUCUGCGAGAUCUUGGAGCUAACCACUCGGAAGGAGUGGAGAUGGGUUCCAUCGAAGAACAAUCCAGCGGAUGAGGCUACGAAGUACGGUUCCGGGCCUUAUUUUGCCAAAACGAGUUGCUGGUUCGACGGGCCAAAGCCCGUAAUAGCUUAUCGUGAGUUUUCUCGAUGGUGCCGAAUCUUGAGAGUUGCAGCCUUCAUGCAUCGCUGCAUUGGUAACUUGAGGCUGCCUGAAGAGCGGCGAAGUUUUGGCUGUCUAUCCAGGGCGGAACUCCAAAAGGGAGAACGGAUAUUGUUCCGAAUGGCGCAGAGUGAGAGCUUUCCCGACGAACUCAUCACUCUCAAGCAAAACCUGCGUUGUCCUAAAAAGGAUUGCGAAGCCCUGACGCCCAAUCACUUCCUGCUAGGGAGUUCCGACGGUGUCCGCCAGCCGCCUACCGAGGAUGUGUGUGACAACAGGUUGCUGGGGAGUUCCUGGAACUUGCUGCAGAGACAGCUGAAUACCUUUUGGAAACGCUGGACGAACGAGUAUUUGCCGACACUGACGAGGCGUACGAAAUGGUUUGACGAGGUGAAGCCCGUUGAACCAGGCGAGUUGGUUGUGUUGGUGGAGGAUCGUAGGCGGAACGGAUGGAAAAGAGGGCGUGUCCUGAAGGUGAUUACGAAUCCAGACGGCAGGUGUCGUCAGGCGAUUGUGCAGACGAGUGAUGGGACGUUUCGUCGGCCGCUAUCGCGCCUGGCUGUGUUGGAGGUACAAGAUCGUGGAACGCGGACCCCAGCCGGAUUCCACCGGGGGGAGGAUGUUGCCACAAGGGCAAUUAGACCGGGAGCUGACGACACCUCAAUGUGUGACAGUUCUCGAUGA
Molecule: messenger RNA, 4224 nt
Organism: Uranotaenia lowii
Lineage: Eukaryota; Metazoa; Arthropoda; Insecta; Diptera; Culicidae
Exons: 2
Coding region: 1-4224 (1407 amino acids)
Molecular function (GO): zinc ion binding; nucleic acid binding
Source: RefSeq, a predicted model, not a curated record